UGUCCCCGCCGGUCCCCGCUUCUCGCCGCCUCCUGCCGGGCCAUGGCCACCGGCUCCGGGCUGCGACGCCUCCGGGCCCCGCCGCGCCUCCCUCCUGCUCGCGGCUGCUCGUCCGGGCCCGCGGGCCUCUCGCCGGCGCUGCUGCGGCCCGACGGCUUCGUGGGGGGCCGCUGGGUGCGCCCCGCCGCCGCCUUCCCGGUGCUCGACCCGGCCAGCGGCGCCAGCCUGGGCUCCGUGGCCGACUGCGGGGCGCCCGAGGCCCGCCAGGCCGUGCGCGCCGCCCACGAGGCCUUCGGGCGCUGGAAGCGAGUCGCGGCCAAGGAGAGGAGCUCAUUACUUCGGAAAUGGUAUGAUUUAAUGAUACAAAACAAGGAAGAGCUGGCCAAGAUCAUCACAGCAGAAAGUGGGAAGCCGCUGAAGGAGGCCGAGGGGGAGGUCGUCUACGCUGCCCUCUUCCUGGAGUGGUUCUCGGAGGAGGCCCGGCGCAUCUACGGGGACAUCAUCUACCCUCCCGCCAGGGACCGGAGAGCACUGGUGCUCAAGCAGCCGCUGGGUGUGGCCGCCAUCAUCACCCCGUGGAACUUCCCAAGCGCCAUGAUCACACGGAAAGUGGGCGCUGCGCUGGCUGCCGGCUGCACCGUGGUGGUGAAACCUGCUGAGGACACCCCUUUCUCCGCCCUGGCCCUUGCCGAGCUGGCAAACCAGGCUGGGAUUCCCGCUGGCGUUUACAAUGUGGUCCCCUGCUCACAAAAGAAGGCCAAGGAAGUAGGAGAGGCGCUCUGCACCGAUCCUCUCGUCUCCAAAAUUUCCUUUACUGGCUCCACAGCUACUGGGAAGGUCCUGCUGCAUCACGCAGCCAACUCCGUGAAAAGGGUGUCCAUGGAGCUGGGCGGCAAUGCCCCCUUCAUUGUCUUCGACAGCGCCAAUGUGGAGCAGGCAGUGGCAGGCGCCAUGGCCUCUAAAUUCAGAAACUCCGGGCAGACGUGCGUCUGCUCCAAUCGUUUCCUGGUGCAAAAAGGCAUCCAUGAUUCCUUCGUAAAGAAGUUUGCUGAGGCCAUGAAGGGCCAGCUGCAUGUGGGGAACGGGUUUGAAGAGAGAACCACGCAGGGGCCUCUCAUUAACCAGAGAGCUGUGGAAAAGGUGGAGGCACAGGUGAGCGACGCGGUCUCCAAGGGGGCCACCCUGGUGCUGGGCGGGAAGCGCCACACCCUGGGCCACAACUUCUUCGAGCCCACGCUGCUCAGCAACGUCACCCGAGAUAUGCUGUGCUCCCAGGAGGAGACGUUCGGGCCUCUGGCCCCCGUGAUCAAGUUCAACACGGAGGAGGAGGCAGUGGCGAUUGCCAACGCGACAGAUGUGGGGUUGGCAGGUUAUUUCUACUCCCAGGACCCAGCGCAGAUCUGGCGGGUGGCCGAACAGCUGGAGGUGGGCAUGGUGGGCGUGAACGAAGGCCUCAUCUCCAGCGUUGAGUGCCCUUUUGGGGGCGUCAAGCAGUCAGGCCUGGGCCGCGAGGGCUCCAAGUAUGGCAUCGACGAAUACCUGGAGAUCAAGUAUGUGUGCCUAGGUGGCCUCUAGACCAUGGAUGCUCCCACGGGGUGCUCAAGGCCGACCUGCCUCUCCCUGUUCCCCUCGACGGGAGUCUGGGACUCUCAUCUCGUCUCUUCAAAAGCCUCGACAGACCCUCAUCCUCUCCUCCCCUGACCCAACGAGGGACCAAUUCAUGCC
Messenger RNA from Suncus etruscus (white-toothed pygmy shrew), 1725 nucleotides. It is a transcript of the gene ALDH5A1, whose product is annotated as aldehyde dehydrogenase 5 family member A1. Lineage: Eukaryota; Metazoa; Chordata; Mammalia; Eulipotyphla; Soricidae. The record is from RefSeq and is a predicted model, not a curated record. Gene Ontology annotation, biological process: GABA catabolic process. The transcript is spliced from 10 exons. Gene Ontology annotation, molecular function: succinate-semialdehyde dehydrogenase (NAD+) activity. The coding region runs from base 43 to 1575 and encodes 510 amino acids.